UUAGAACGAGAGCAAGAAGAAAGACAUGACGUUCAGAAUGAUCUCAAUGAAGCUCGACAGCAAAUUGAGCAACUGAGUGUAGAGAAGGAAAAUGUUCAGCGAUUACUGAAUGAAGCGCAAGUAGGAAAAGCUAACGUUGUAGAGCUGCUUUCAGAUGCAGAUGCUGCAAUUGAACGAUACAAGCAAGAACAAGAAAACGAAGUUUUUAAGAUUCCUUCACGUGACAUUCAAUUGACUGGCACGGAACUAGGACGUGGAUCAUAUGGAGCUGUUUCUGUUGGAUAUUGGGAUGGCUGUCCUGUUGCUGUCAAAUGUUUGUAUGAUCAUCCGGCUAAUGUUGAACGAUACGUUCAACUUGUGCAACAAGAAGCGUCUGUAGCAUGGAAGUUACAUCAUCCCAACAUUGCUGUUGUUUGUGGUGUCACUCUGGAGAAAGAAGUCAAGAAGGCGUGGGUUAUCACAGAGUUACAGAGCAGCUCCGUUUCUAGUGUGAUUGAUGCAUGUCAACGAGAUGCUGCACCUCUCACUUUACGAGAAAAAGUUGACAUGGCACAUGAUUCUUUUUGUGCACUGGAUCACAUUCACUCCAUGCAACCAAUGGAGCUUCUCCAUGGUGACAUCAGCCCAAGGAACAUCCUGGUAACUGCAACAAUGAGAGCCAAACUGGGUGAUCUAGGAGCCGCUCGUUUUCAAGAUGCUUCACUUUCAGCCGGCCUUCUCAAUCCAGAAUACACACCAACAGAGAGAUUUGUUGCUCCAGCUCUACCAAAAAGCAAGAAGACGGACAUGUACAGUAUGGGGGUGACCCUAUGUCAGCUGUUUACUGCUGUUACUCCAAACCGUCGAAAAGAAUGGAUCAAGUCUUACUUGUCCGUCAGCUAAACGUCCAUUCUUUAUGUAAACACUUGAUGAGAGAUAAUCCUGCCACACGACCAACAGCAGCUGAAGCUUGCAGAAUCAUUAGUCGUAUUUGUGAGACAGACGAAUAUACAGCAUGUCCUCCUAAACGGAUGGUAAAGGGUAAGAUGGACGGAGUGGCUGAUGUCACCUUUGUUCAGCCCAAUUGGUGAUGGUGACAUGUAAUUUUUACUUGAUAUCAUUUCUGUGCUUGUAGAAAAGAUUUCCUUAGCAAUAGCAAUAAGCUUAGCUCUGUUUUUGCACUUUGUAUUCUCGAAUUGACCAGACAAUGUCGAACUAUGUUAGCAUUUUUCAGUAUUUUAUAUUCUUGAUAUUGUUAUUGGCAGGUUUGAUGCUCUCGGUGAUGAU
This is a messenger RNA of Corticium candelabrum, 1266 nucleotides long. RefSeq names its product probable serine/threonine-protein kinase DDB_G0281745. Gene Ontology annotation, molecular function: protein kinase activity; ATP binding. The annotation marks the transcript as partial. The transcript has 3 exons. Gene Ontology annotation, biological process: protein phosphorylation. Lineage: Eukaryota; Metazoa; Porifera; Homoscleromorpha; Homosclerophorida; Plakinidae. The record is from RefSeq and is a predicted model, not a curated record.